AAAUUUAAAACAGUAAUAUUUUUGAAAUAAUUAUUUAAUAUUUUUUUUCCACAAUUUAAUAAAAAAAUUUGAGAUGAGAAUAAGACAUACUAAUUUUGCAUGAAAAUCUCCGAAUUCCUGGAAAUCUUUUGAUUCUUGAAAAUUUUCUCAUCCAUCCACCAUUUAAAUUAUAACUUUUCAAAUGCAAAAUAAAUGGGAUACAAGUAAAUAAUGGACCUAAAAAUCAAUCACAUGAAUUUUUGAAAAGCUUUCGAUUUACCCCAAAACAAUUCUACUUCCUAGUUAUAAUGAUCCGAAGUAAGAUUUUAUUGCCUUCAAAAUUCGACUCCCAUUUCUUUUUCAUAUCGAUAAUAAUGGUAUUUUUGGGCUCAUCGAGUAGCACAGACCUGUCAGUACCUUUGGUUAUUUCCAAUGUUUCUGGCCCGGAAUGUCCCAAAUUUGACGAAGGUCAUUGUCAAUGUGUGAAAGCCGAUUUGACCUCUUCCAUGUUGAUUGAAAGUCCUGGUAAUCUUUCAUCGGCAACCAUUCAACAAUUAUUUUCCUCAUCUCAACCUCAGCUAACUUAUUCAACAUCUAGCGAAGAAAAUUCUGGAAAUGGAACUCGCUUCAAUAUAGCAUGUUCCUUUACCAAAGCCGAAGUUAUCAAAGAUGCCUUUAAAAAAAUAUCUGGACUCAAUGUAAGCACUCUAACCCUCGUUCAUAACGUUAUACCUUCGCUAGAAGAUGAUUUUUUCAAGGAUUUGAGUUACGUAGAAAAGAUUCUCUUGAAAUACAAUCGUAUAACAAACAUAAGCGAGAAUGCCUUCCGAGGUAAUUUAGAACGCAGUUUGACGCAUUUAUUUAUAGACGAAUUCUAUUGGUAUAGUUUUCAUUUCAAAGCAUUUGAUAACGUUCCAUCCAAAGCCCUCAUCAAUCUAAAAAAACUUAAAGAAUUCACGGCUUCUAGUGGUUACUUGACGAACAUCUCGAAAUCUAUGUUAUCAAGCCUGCCAGGUCUCGAAAGACUAACACUAAAAGGUUAUAAGUUGGCCCAUAUACAGAACGAUGCCUUUGCUGAUCUAAACAACCUUAAAUCCUUGGAAAUCAAGAGCAGUAAUUUAGCUUCCUUGCCUACCAAAGCUUUGAGCCGAUUGAGUUCUCUGGAGGAACUGAAAAUAGAAUCGCGUAAGAUUCAAACCUUAAACGAUAGCUCUUUCGCGACGCUUAACAAUUUGAAAAAGUUAGACCUAUCUUCCUGCUCGAUAAAUAUUGUGUCCGAAGACGCCUUUGAAGGUCUCGGAAAAUCUCUAGUUCACCUGCUUCUCGAUAGAAAUUCGCUCAAGUCUGUCCCUCGCGCACUUAACACCUUAAAAUCUCUGGAAGUUUUGGACCUUGGAUUCAACGAUCUCAACAAUUUAGAUUCAAACUCCUUCAUCGCUUUGUCGAAUCUUAAAAAUUUAACACUAGACAUGAAUGGCCUCAUUUCAAUAUCAGAAGAAAGUCUCAGAGGGCUAGAGUACAGUCUAGAAUAUUUGUCUCUGAUGCAGAACCGGUUAACACAUUUCCCUUCCAAAGCAUUAAACGGGAUGAAGAAACUUAAGUAUCUCAUAUUAUCGAGUAAUAUGAUUAUUGAAAUACCACCCGAAGCCCUAUCUCAACCGAACGAGAUUAUUGAUGAAGGUAGCAGCAAGGACAUUAAAAUUAAUUUACCAGACAAAAAAGACGGCAAGGGAGCUUACUCUGCCCCUAUAAAAUUAAGGACCUUAGACUUGAGUAGGAAUAGAAUUAACAAAAUCUCAGGCUACGCCUUUGGAGGGUCUCGCGAUUCCUUGGAAGUCUUGAAUUUGGCGAUCAACAAAAUAAUUGAAUAUCCCGUUCAAUUCGGUGAAUUCUCCAAUCUGACUUACUUGGAUUUGUCACUCAAUAAUAUAGCCACGCUUAAUAUCGAAUCAUUAGAAGGAAGUCAAGAUCGACUCGAGUUUCUGGGAGUGAGUGGUAACUCAUGGAGAUGUGAUUGCAACAUGGCCGCUUUCAGAGUUUGGCUCGAGAAUUGGAUCAAGGGUUUAACACUCCGAGACAUGUACAAAAUGGAGAAAAUGAUUAAGGAAACCAAAUGCGAAAGCCCAGAAGAACUCAAAGGUAUCCCUUUACAUUACCCUCCAGUUAAUCAUCUCAUAUGCCUCGAUAGCAAUAAAAAAAAUCAUCCGGGUAAAUACAAAAACAUCAAUUCCUCUCGCGUUCCCCUUUACUACUUUGAAGAUUCAGGUUCUCUUAAAUCUGACAAUGCCAAUAACAACAACGCAGCCAUUGGUGACAAUAAUAAUAAUAUGGGCAGCUCCUCAAAGGUCAAAAAUAGCAAAUUUUUAAACAACCUCGAAUCCACCAGGGUCAUAGCUAUGAUGGGAUUUCUUAUGUCCUUGUUGAUUUGUUUUGCGUUGUUAGGCUUCACGCUAGUCUCUUAUUUCAUGAAGCGCUCCAGAAAAUCUAUAUUCUCGCCCAGCAACCACCAAAACAACUCAGAUAACUCCGAUUUCCCCAAUAUGAUAAUGCUUUCUCCCUCUCCCGAUAAAAAUGCUAACGCUGCUAAUAAGUUUGCGCCGAGCAUAAAGAAAGGAGGGCUCAGCUUUAUCCAUAAUAAUAAAUGGGUCAACAAUAACAAAGGGACUAAAUUUCAAAACGAGCCAGAUGACGAUGACAAAAAAAUUAUCACUAAACACGAGUACGGGAUGCCUAUAGAUAAUUUAAGUUUUGGAGGAAUUAAUUAAACUCAGCGCCAAAUUAUUAUGUGAAUAUAUAUAUAUUUUAAAAUAUAUAACAAAAAAAAUCUAUCAAAAAAAAGUCGCUCCAGUUCUUUUGUUUUUAAAACAUUUUUAUUUUUAUAUAUUUUAAUUAUUAUUAUUUUUUUGGUAUUUCAUAGCUAUAUUAAUAAAUAUU
Messenger RNA from Gordionus sp. m RMFG-2023, 2913 nucleotides. Its product is annotated as protein artichoke-like. The transcript has 3 exons. Gene Ontology annotation, cellular component: extracellular matrix. Lineage: Eukaryota; Metazoa; Nematomorpha; Gordioida; Chordodea; Parachordodidae. The record is from RefSeq and is a predicted model, not a curated record. Gene Ontology annotation, molecular function: protein binding. The coding region runs from base 288 to 2744 and encodes 818 amino acids.